Messenger RNA from Scleropages formosus (Asian bonytongue), 1490 nucleotides. It is a transcript of the gene phox2a, whose product is annotated as paired like homeobox 2A. The record is from RefSeq and is a predicted model, not a curated record. Gene Ontology annotation, molecular function: RNA polymerase II transcription regulatory region sequence-specific DNA binding; DNA-binding transcription factor activity, RNA polymerase II-specific. Bases 132 to 1034 code for a protein of 300 amino acids. The transcript is spliced from 3 exons. Gene Ontology annotation, biological process: regulation of transcription by RNA polymerase II. NCBI's taxonomy places the organism in Eukaryota, Metazoa, Chordata, Actinopteri, Osteoglossiformes, Osteoglossidae.
UCACCUCGAGGACCCGGACCCGAAUCCGAAGCCGAAUCCGGCCCGGACCCGGACCCGACAGCAGCCUGCGGGACACCUGAAGCGUCGCGGGUUCGAGUCCCUCCGAAAAGAACGUGCGCUCCCGCCCGUCCAUGUACAAGAUGGAUUACUCGUACCUGAACACGUACGACUCGUGCAUGGCCGCCAUGGAGGCGUCGGCCUACGCGGACUUCAGCUCGUGCAGCCAGGCCAACAGCUUCCAGUACAACCCGAUCCGCAGCGGCUUCGGAGCCAACCCCGGCUGCCCCCCCCUGAGCACGGCGAGCUGCACGCUGGGGGCGCUGCGGGAGCACCAGCCGGCGCCCUACUCCACAGUUCCCUACAAGUUCUUCUCGGACCCGUCGGGUCUGAACGAGAAGCGCAAACAGCGGCGCAUCCGCACCACGUUCACGAGCUCGCAACUGAAGGAGCUCGAGCGCGUGUUCGCCGAGACUCACUACCCGGACAUCUACACGCGCGAGGAGCUCGCGCUCAAGAUCGACCUGACGGAGGCCCGCGUGCAGGUUUGGUUCCAGAACCGACGCGCCAAAUUCCGGAAGCAGGAGCGCGCGGCCAACGCGAAGGGGGGCGCCGCUAGCGGGGGCGGCGGCGCGAACGGCAGCGGCGCGAGCGCCAAGAAGGGCGAGGCGAGGUCUUCGUCCGAGGACGACGAGUCCAAGGAGUCGACGUGUAGCCCGACCCCGGACAGCACGGCCUCAUUGCCCGGCUCCGGCAACAUGGGCAGCCCAGGGGGCAGCCUGAGCCCCAGUCCAGUGUCGGCGGCCAGUGGCGGCGGCGGCUUCGUCAGCGCCGCCUCGCCCUCUGUGCACCAAGGUCUCAAGACCUCCGGCUGGUCCUCCAUCGGCUCAGCGCCCACCGGCGUGACCCCCGCUGCCCCCCAGGGCUCCGAGCUGCUGAAGGCCUGGCAGCCCGCGGACAGCAUGGCGGGGCCCUUCGCGGGGGUCCUGUCCACGUUCCACCGGAAGCCCACCGCCCUGAAGACGAACCUCUUCUAGAACACCCGACCGACUCCACCGCCCUCCCCCCGUCUGAGCUGGACUCCUCUUAUUUAUUAACAUAGGACUCUAAAACCGCGGGUGGGGCUGCGCGCGCGCGUCUUUCGGGGCUUUUUUGGGGUGUCCGAGAAGACAGAGACGUGUCCGCCUUCUUUGUGUUGCUGUUUCAUCGAAGUACGUCGCUGCCUGAGGAAGCGAACCCACAGGGGCCGCCGCCAUGAUUUUACACAGACACGGGGCCACUCGCUGAGGCGCCGCCGAGCUCUGCUUUUUUCAGCCAUUCCCUUCUGAACUCUUAAUUGCUUACACGCGUGUACAAAAGUGAAGAAAAACACACAUACACACACAUAAGCACAACUUCGUUCGGUCGCACACACGUGAAAAGCCCACUACAACACAGCCGCACUGCCGACGUUCUGACUUACGCGGUGUCGCCGCGCAGUUUCCCUCCCGCCA